UGCACGUGAUCGUCCGCCAUCAACAGGUCCGAUGCAUCUUGCACCACCAAAACAGCUUGUCCGGCGAACAUCGCACGCGCUUGAUCUCCCGAAACAAGAUGGUGUUGGAACUCCACGUCUGGGGGCCGGCAUUUUCCCUGCCGUCCAUCGACGCGCAAUGUCUGGCGACCAUUGCUUAUCUGUCGCUCGCCCUGCCCAAGGACGCGUGGGUGCUAGUCGCAAGUAGCGAUCCCUCGGUGUCUCCAACCAACGAACUCCCCGCCCUCCGCAAUGGCAACGCCUGGGUGUCCCGCUUCCGCAACAUAGUCGACUACCUCCGGCAAUACUCAACCGGCGACUGGGAUCUGGAUGCCGAUUUGACCGAACAAGAACGAGCGGAUAGCAUCGCAUUCACCUCCUUCCUGGACACGCAAUUCCCACCACUCCUUGCCCUCUCCCUCUAUGUCACCAGCCAAAACUACUACAACUCCGUCCUCCCCGCCUACUCAUCGCAGAUCCUCAGCUGGCCGUCCACGUGGCUGAUCCCACCGCAACUCCGCGCAGCGGCCAAACGCAGCUCCGACCACCUGGGCCUCUCGUCACUGGACCUGGUCGCGCUCGAAGAAGACCGCAAGCGCGAACACUCGGCCGCCGUCGCCGCCGGGCGCAUCCCGGCCUCCCUCCCGCUCCUCCGCACCCCGACCCCGAAGACCUCCGGCCUAGUGCCCAGCCACCGCUUCCGCGUUGAGGCCGUGACAGCCGCGGCCUUCGAGCCCGUUGCCGCGAUGCUGGGCCAUCAAGUCGACGACGACAACACCACCAUCACCACCACCAGCAACAGCAGCAAAGAAUACCUCCUCGGCGGCUCGCACCCGACAAGCGUAGACUGCCUUCUCCUAGGCUACGGGAGCCUCGCAGCACUGGGGCCGGCACACCUACAAGAUGCAUGGCUAUCGGAAGCGAUGCGACGCAAGGCACCAAAGCUGGAAGAGUGGGUACAGGGCCUGCAGCGCGUCUGCCUGGACCCCGCACAGAUGCCGUGGCGAGCCCCCGAGCGACCCCGCUGGCUGACCGUCGGCAACACGCUGUGGAACACCGUGGCGGACGCAACGCCCAUCUGGCGCGAUAUCCGCGCCAACACGCGGCUGCGCGAGGUCGCCCGCUCCCGGGACGCUGAUCUGUCGACUGAGGAGCGCACGGCGCUGGACGAGUAUGUCACCGGGUAUAAGAAGGAUGUGUGGUUGUCUGUGGCGGUCGUGGUGGGUGGCGCCGCGGCGUUGCUGGGGUAUAUGGCCCAUGUGGGGUUGUUGGGCAGUGUCGCUGGGGCGGGAGGACAUGAGGAAGAGGACGACGAGGACGACGAGGUGGUAGAGGCUGAGUUGCCGGGGGAGUUGAACGCGACGGAUUUCCUGUUCUGAGGUGGUGUCUAUAGAUUGUGAUAUGCGAUGGAUGUAUGGAUGUAUGUACUGUACGAUA
Aspergillus homomorphus CBS 101889 is the source of this 1455-nucleotide messenger RNA. RefSeq lists its product as uncharacterized. NCBI's taxonomy places the organism in Eukaryota, Fungi, Ascomycota, Eurotiomycetes, Eurotiales, Aspergillaceae. The transcript has 3 exons. Gene Ontology annotation, biological process: mitochondrion organization. Gene Ontology annotation, cellular component: SAM complex. Bases 99 to 1397 code for a protein of 432 amino acids. The record is from RefSeq and is a predicted model, not a curated record.